This is a messenger RNA of Drosophila serrata, 1981 nucleotides long. RefSeq names its product Enhancer of variegation 3-9 (gene E(var)3-9). Gene Ontology annotation, cellular component: nucleus. NCBI's taxonomy places the organism in Eukaryota, Metazoa, Arthropoda, Insecta, Diptera, Drosophilidae. The record is from RefSeq and is a predicted model, not a curated record. Gene Ontology annotation, molecular function: zinc ion binding.
AUUGUAAGCGCCGGUUUGAACAAACCACUUUUCUUGUCGAUAAAUGUAAUCGAUAUUUCGACACCUACUGACCAAAUAUAAAAACACAAAUAAACUUCCACUCGCUCAGGUCACAUUUGCUUUAAAAUUAUGGAGUUCAACACGGAUCUCUGCUUCGCGGAGGACUCCAUCGAGCCGUGUCGAGCCUGCGGCAUAUAUUUCACACAUGGCCUGGGCUUGGACCAGGAGCUCGUGAAACCCUUGUUCGACACGGAUGACGCCGCAUCUCCCACGGACAUGGUGGAAAUUCUGGAGCAGAUGAGCGCUUGGAAAAUGCAUGUGGCGCGAGAUGAUGGGAGACCGCAGUACAUGUGCAUCAGCUGCAUCGCUGAAUUUCGAAAGCUGCUCAAGUUCAAGCGCAGUUGCCUCGAGACCCAGGAGCAGUUUGGAGAGCUGGAAUUGCAGCGGGAGCACAACGGCGUGGUGAUCAAGCGCGAGAUCGAAGCCGAACCGGAUGAGAAGUUCUGCGGAUUUGUCUACCUCGAUAUAUCCGACGAGGAGGAGAUCAGCGACGAAGAUGGCAGCAGACGCGUCUCCGCCGCCUUCGAUAUACCGCAUGUGCCGAUCAAGGAAGAGCACAUGGCCCGUGUUCCAAUUCAAAGCAAAACGACAUUCCUGCCGCCAGAGCCCAAGGAGCUCGGGCCAUCUAUCGAGUCUAAUUUUAAGGAGAUGGAAAGCGAUAAGCUGAACGGGAUGUUUUGCGAUGAUGAUUUUCAGGAGGAGGAGGAGGAGGACGUGAUCAUCAAAUUUACUUACGACGAUGACGACGAAGCGGCUGCAACGGUGCCACAGCCCUUGGUUGAAUCGCAGGCGGUUGUGUCGUGUAAGCUCUGUUCCUACGAUUCGCCCAACGAGGAGGCGCACCUGGAACACAUGCAGCGAAUGCACCUGCUAAAAGACUGGGAGUGCCACUACUGUGCCAAAAAGUUCACCAGUGCCCCGGAGUCUCGCAUCAAGUUUCACAUGAAGUGGCACAAGCUGCAGCGCCAUCUCAAAUGUCCCAUGUGCGGCUUUUUCUGCAGCUCCAAAGAAACGCUAAAGACGCACAAGAAGGCCGUUCACACGCGGACUAAGUGCACUUUCUGCGGAAAAAACAUAAGAACGAACUUAAUGCAGCGACAUUUAAAAACGCAUUUGGAAGAUAGCACCGACCAACUGAAUUUAUUGCACCAACCGGAGGUCGAUGUGGAGACCUUUUCACCUACAGCGGUUCCUAUUAUUCCAGAGACGACUGGCAGUCCAGAGCCUUUAUCUCCUGCGGAAUCUCCACUUCCACUGGCAUCAACAACUCCUGAAGAAGAAGACUUUUGUGUCUCUGCCACCACAGAGGAUGUUCCUGCCGAAGAAGAAUCUGCUUCUGCGUUGGAGCCGCCUGCCAUCGUUGACUCUCCUGAACCGGAUUAUUCCGUUAACGAUAUUUGUGUCGUACAGUGCGCGUUCUGCAGCCACACCUUCGACGAUACUGUGCAACUGGGAGCUCAUGUGCUGGCCACACAUAGAAAACCAAAAAAGAGACUGCAUUCUCCAGACAAGACUCCGCCGUCCAUUAAGCCGGCGAAGGUCAGUAAGCAAGAGAUCGAGAAUAUCCUACCUUUAGCCACGCCGACGGAAGAAACAUUCGCGGAAGAUGGCAACUUCAAUAUAAUAGAUGGGAGCCUCAAUGGUAGCUCCCUAUACUCCGAACACAAACACCAGAAUGAUAACAAUAAACCCUACUCGCGGUGUCCAAUUUGCCACAAGACGUUCACUCUGAAGUUCAAACUAAAUCGACACAUGGCGAAGCACAAGCCGCCAAUCUGAGGAAUUUCUAGUUUAAAGCCAUAAAAUAUUAUUUUUUUUACUGUCCCUAAGCAAAGAUUCUUAACUCUUAAUACUAAAGAAGUAUUAGUAAAUUUCACUUAUGUUGAACCAUGUGACAAACAUUAAAUAUUAUGUUCCUCAA